Molecule: messenger RNA, 3858 nt
Organism: Pichia kudriavzevii
Lineage: Eukaryota; Fungi; Ascomycota; Pichiomycetes; Pichiales; Pichiaceae
Exons: 1
Coding region: 1-3858 (1285 amino acids)
Biological process (GO): transmembrane transport
Cellular component (GO): membrane
Molecular function (GO): ABC-type oligopeptide transporter activity; ATP hydrolysis activity; ATP binding
Source: RefSeq, a predicted model, not a curated record
AUGAACAAAAGUACUGACAAUACCCCCAUGUCUUUAAAUACUGGAAAAGAUAGCCUCGAUUCCAACAAGCAAGAGACAACUUCGCAUAUACUAUUUGAGGGAAAGUUUCUUGAUCAAAUGGCUGUUGAAGAUGGUGAUGUCAAUGAUGAUGCUAAUGAUGAUGUCAAUGAUGAAGCUAAUGGUGAUGUCAAUGAUGAUGCUAAUGAUGAUGUCAAUGAUGAUGCUAAUGGUGAUAGAUACGAAAACGGUGAACUAUUAACUAGAAACCCUUUUUAUUUCUUUGAAGGAAAAGAUUCUCUGUUACUUAUUCCUGCCCUAAUUGCAAACGCUGCCUGCGCAGUAACAGAUAUUGGUUCAACAAUAUUGAUUAAUAAACUAUUCACCUAUUUGACCAACUUCCAAUUGGGUAAAUACUCUUCUCCUGUUGACUUUGUUGGUGAUAUAACCCUACCGAGUUUUGGUAUUCUCCUCAUCUCUUUGGGAUCAACGAUUACAGGCUGGAUUGAAACCAGCCUAUUCACAUAUCUGGGUGAACGACAACAGGUGAGAUGUAGGAAAAGACUUUAUGAGUCAUUACUAUAUCGUGAUUUGAAAUGGUUUGAAAAUAAUAAAAACUUAGAUGGUGACUUGAUUCAGUUGAACAGAUCAAUUGAAGAGUUUAGAAGUUCAAUAAGUGAAUAUUUAUCGAUUUUAUUCAAAACCUUAUUCUCGAUUAUUUCCCUGCUUGCUAUAAGUCUCUAUUAUUCAUGGAGAUUGACCUUGUUGAUUUUCUCAGUUAUACCAAUCAUUAUAAUCACAAUGAUAAUCUUUGGUAAUAAAAUUGACUUUUGGGCCAAACAAGAAGACGAUUCAAAGGCAAAUGCAAUUUCCCUUCUUGAUUGGAAUUUAUCGUCUUUUAUUUGGGUUAAAAUUAUCCACUCUAAAAACUUGGAAAUUGGGAAAUUCAUUACAAUCUUGGAUAACUCUGAAUUGACUUUUAGAAAAUUCUCCAUUUAUGCAAACCUAGUAUCUUCUAUAAUGAAAACAUUGGCAUUGUUGUUGUUUGUUCAGAGCUUCUGGUUUGGCUCUUAUUUGGUUAGGCAUACUAGGGGAUCUGGAUCAGAUAUCAUUUCGUGCUUUUAUUCUUGUCUAAAGUUGGCAAUGACCAUAAGCAGUCUUUCUAUUAUAGCUGUUAUCUUUCAAAAGGCAAAUACAUCGUUUAAAAAAGUUGUCAAGUUUAUGAUGUCGUUUGAAGAAAUUGAAAAGUUCAAUGCAGAGUUGAUAAUCCCGAAAAGGAAUUUGAAUGGUGAUAUCCAAUUAGAAAAUAUCAGCUUCACUUAUCCUGCAAGUGGGAUGCUCAAUUUGAGAAAUCUCUGCUUAAAAAUUGAACCUUUCAAAACAACCUUUAUUGUCGGCAAAUCCGGCUCAGGUAAGUCAACCAUUGCUUCUCUCAUUCUUAAACUGUACAAUUAUGAUCAUGGUGACAUUUUAGUAGAUGGCUACAAUUUGAAAGAUCUUGAUAAAAGUUGGUUAAGAAACCAAAUUACAUUGGUUGAACAGUUUCCCAAAAUUUUCAACGAUACCUUGAAGAACAACAUCCUUUUGGGUUCCCCAUAUCAGGAUAUCGACUCUUGUGAAGUUAAAGAAGCCAUUGAGUUUUUCAAUUUCAAUGAGGUCCUAAAUUUUCUGCCUGAUUCCUACCAAACUUAUAUUGGCCGCACGAAUGAUCGAAGGAAUAAAUUGGUCCAGCUAAGUGGCGGUCAAGAACAAAAAUUGAACCUAAUAAAGGCAAAACUAAAAGAUUCACCAAUUCUAAUACUUGAUGAAAGUAUCUCAGCUUUAGAUAUUGAACAACGUAAAUUAUUUAUGAAAAAGAUAGCCGAUUGGAGACAGGGUAAAACUACAAUAAUCAUAACUCACGAGUUGGCGCAUAUCAAUAACAAGGAUGCUGUUUAUCUUAUAGACUCUGGAGAAAUUGCUGAGUAUGGUAUGAAACAAGAAUUGGUUGGCCUGGAAGGGAGAUUUGCUAAUCUACAGAACCAUGCCACCUUGCAAGAGCAAAAUGAAGGGGAAAAAAGGGAAAGCAAAUCUUUAUCUAUUGAACUUGAGAAUUUGGAUGAUAGUGAUUUAGAAUCAAGUUUACAGAACUCCCCCUUUGCAAAUACUAAUUCAGAAAAAAAUGAACAACCAUUGAUAAAUAUUAGGGCUCCCAUAUGGAUUGCUUACAAAAUUCUAACUCGAAAUAUACCUCUAAAAUACAAAUUGCUCUAUAUUUUGGGGCUUUUCGUCACCUUAGGAAAUGCGAUUUUGUCUCCUGUUUUCUCAUACUGUUUUGCUAAACUGAUUAAUGGCUUGAUUCCUCAAGCAUCUGGUACAUUGAUUACAACUUAUGACCUCUUAAAAUGGUCGAUGAUUGCAACCUCAGCCGCUUUACUCAUAGGUAUAACUGAUUUGAUUUCUCAAACAAUUUUAGAAUUUGUGGCAGGAAGAUUAUGUAAAAUACUACAAAAACAUUCACUAGCUAAAUUGCUUGAACAAAAUGUUCAAUUUUUUGAAUACCUAGAUUCAAAUGAAGUAUCAACUUUACUUAUGAAUGAUAUGCGUGACUUCCGUAAGAUUUUUUCAUCCAACUUAUCAAGGUUAAUUUCCAGUAUUGCUAUCAGCGUGGUUUGCAUCAUCUGGACUCUCACUAUAGGCUGGAAGUAUGCUCUGGUUGGAUUUAGUUUGUCUCCACUAUUUGCAAUUUUCAGUUACAUUGGAACUAAAGUAAUGCAAAAGACAGAAUUCUCGUACAAAGAGUCGAUUGGAGCUGCCGAAUCGGUGGUUCAUGAGACAAGGGUAAACAUUAAAACCAUUACCUGUAAUAAUCUACAAGCAGAAAUGACAGAUAAAUUCAAUUUGAAAUUGUCAGUCGUUUUGGAUAAUGCAUUGAAAAGAUCCAUAUCAAUAGGAUUUUCUAUUAAUUUUGUUUUUCUUCUUGUUGGUAUAGCACAAUCGAUAAUGCUUUAUUACGGAUUAAAAUUGGUUUCAAUGGAUGGAUACAGCCUAAUCAAAAUGAUGCAAAUUGUGAUGAUGAUCCUCAUGUCUGUUCAAUUUUUGAGUGAGUUAAUGUCAAGUGCCCCAGGCUUAUAUCGAGGGCUACGAGUUGCUUUAAAAAUCAACCAACUUUUAAAUAUCGAAAAUAACUGCAAUUCAGGUUACUUGACGCCAUCUUUUGUUCCGUUUAAAACCAACAGCGCAAUUAGAUUCCAAAAUGUAAAUUUCAAAUACCCUGGAUCAUUUGCUCAAGUCUUAAGAGAUGUUACUUUCACUAUACCUGUGGGUGAGUUCACCUCCAUUGUAGGUGACUCAGGAUCAGGUAAAUCAACGAUAAUUUCUCUCAUUCUGCGUUUACAAGAUGCCCCUCCAGACUCGGUACAUAUUGAUGGUUACGAUAUAACAACAAUAAAGCAAGAUCAUUUGAUGGCUGCCUUUGGUGUUGUUUCACAGAAAGCAUAUUUUAUUAAUGGCACUGUUAGGGAAAAUUUGUUGUAUGGUAAUCCAAGAGCAGAGUCUCUAUUAACUGACACUGAAUUGGUUAGUUUACUCAAUGAUUUGAAGGUUAAUGUAAAUUUGGAUACAGUACUCUGUAACUCCAGCAAUAACAUUAUGGUGUCUGGUGGUCAAGGACAAAGAAUUGCUCUGGCGAGAGCCAUCUUGAGGAAACCUUCAAUAUUGCUGCUUGAUGAGUUCACUGCUUCCUUGGAUGUGUACACCACUAAACAAGUGUUAGAUUAUAUCAAGCGAUUGGGAAUCACAAUCGUUUGUGUAACGCACCAACAAUUGGUUAUGAAUUACUCAGACAAUAUAAUAAGAAUCAAAGAUGGAAAAAUUGUAUAA